GCUAGGUGACGACGCCCAAACAGCACCGCUGCGUCACCGCCUGCCGCGGUUGCCGGGGUCCCGGCGGAUCAGGAGUGACGCUGGGAACUCCCGAGCUUGCUGACCCUGGCGUCUGCUCUGGCGGCAGGCGAAGGAUAGAAGGGAGGUUCGGCGGUGGGAGCGCCCCCGGAGCCGGCCGGCAGGGUCCUGACCUGGAAAGAUGGCCUACUAUGGAAAAUGCAUUGAAACUGUGAUUGAACAACUGGACCAACUUAAGCCUGGGGACAGUCCUAAGCAGGUCCUGGAGGCUGCGUCAGCCUCCCUGCAGACUCUGAGCUCCCAGAAGCAGGCGUUCAUUCUGGAGGUUCUGUCCGGGUGCCUUGAGUACCACAGGUUGCUGACCACCGUGGUGGACGCCUUCUACGUGCGGGAUGGCCGCCUCUGCCUGUGGGCUGACUAUAACCUCUUCAAGGUGAUCUGCUAUUUGGCCACUUUCCAACUGGGGGAGCUUGGCUUUCAGCUUUUCUGUGACAUCGUCAAGUCCCAGCCUCUAGACAAGAUGUGCAAGUUCCUCAGGUUCUUCUUCAGCCCCCUGAAUCUGUCCUCGUGGGUCAAGGACGAGUGGAGCCUCGUCUAUGAGGCGGCCUACGUGAAGGAGAACUGGAUUGCACCCCUGAUGAGAUGGCAGCCGGAGGUCCAGGAGCUGAUCAAACAGCUGGAGGCGGUGCUGGCCAAUCAAUCCCCCCUUUUAAAGACCAAGGCUAAGGUCACAGAGCCCAAGGAGUUCAACCUGACCACCCCUAGAUCCCGUGCCAUUCCCAUGCCAGAGCCGGUUCCUGCCGUGGCCAAGCCAAGACCAGUCCCCAGGAGCACCUACCAACAGCCCAAGGAGCAGCACCUGCUGGACAAGACCAAGAGACAUAAUCGCCGGAGGGCAGAGGAGCUGCUGCUGAGAGCCAACGUGGAGGAGAUGCAGUGCGCAGUGCCCAGGUCCCGCAGGGAGCCCCCCACGCAGGGCACAGGUGCCAGUCCCCGACUCCUGCAGGGCUCCAAGAAAAACCUUCAGCUCCGAUUCAUGCCCCGAAUCCUCAAGACUCCAAAGCUGACCUUCUACAGGCCUAAUAACAUCCCCGUCAAGCUGAAUACGGCUGCCAUCCUGAGAGAAGGGGCCUUAUACCAGCGGCAGGUGGAGAGAGAGCUGCAGAGAGUGGAUAGGCUUGUGGACGGGGCCGGGGACUUCUCUGAGUUCCUCGAGUGGCAGAAGAAGAUGCAGGCAAAGGACCGGGAGGAGCAGCUGGCAGCAGGCGAGUGCCGGAGGCUCCUGGGGAAGCUCAGCCACGAGGAGGCCGCGCUGGCCCGGCAGCACCUCGUGCGGGGGAACAAGCAGAAGGCCGACCAGAAGAAGGAGGAGAUGACUGAGCUGAUGCAGCAGUGUGCUGAGAGGCGCCUGCAGGAGGAAAGGUCCAUGAGGGAGCUGGUGGAGCAGGUGACAGAGGCACAGAAGAACGUCAAGGUGGCGCAGACAAGGCUCUUGAAAGGCCGCCAGCAGAUAGUUCAGGAGGUGAUAGAGGAAAGUCGGGAGCUACUGCAGCGCAGUGCAGAGGCAGCCAAGGAGGAGCAGAGACGGCGCUGUGAGCUCAUCUCCCAGCUUCGAGCCCUGGAGACACAGCCCAUGCGCAAGGGCAAACUCGUGGACCUGACCCAGAUCCCUGGGUAUGGCCUGGAAGGGGAGAUGUCCGUGGUGGAGCUGCGAGAGCGGCUGGCCCUGCUCAAGGAUGCCCAGCGGCGCGCAGAGGAAGACAAGCGGGACCAGAUCAUUCAGGACAAGCGCUCCAAGAGCCAGGAACUGCAGAACGUGGUGGAGCAGAUCUCACUGUGCCGGGCGGCCAUGGGCAGGUCUGCGGCCUUAAGGUCAGUACCAGCUUACCCAGGAGCAGGGACCUAGGGGGCAUGGAUCAGCAAGCCUGCCCUGGCACACUCCUGGGUGCCUUCUCUUCUGAACAGCCCACACCCUCCUGCCAAGCAGCCCCCUUGUGCUAAUCCCUUCCUCCUCCUUUUAUUAAACAGUUUUUAGGCUAUGGGAAUGGUGGGAAACCAGGCAGCCAGGGCUCAGAUUCCCGUGACCGAGGUGCUGUCAUUCUGCAUCCAGGUCACGGGUAUGACCUUUGCUGAGUGCUUCAUCUGGCUAGCUAGCAACUGAUCUGUCUUUGCACAACCAUUUGGAAGUAGUUGCAGGCUUCAGAUGCUUCUUACCUAAAGACUUCAGGGUGCAUCUUCCGAAAAAAAAAAGACAUUAUCUUACAUAACUGCAGCACAAUGACAUGACUAGAAAACUUAACAAAAAUUCCCAACAUCAUCUAAAUAUCCUGUCCACGUUUGCAUUUCUCCAGGGGUCCCAAGACUGUUUGCCAUAACUUUUUAUUGAUAUAACUUUUUUCCUUUUUAAACCAGGACCCAGUUGAGACUCACACAGGCAUUUGAUUGCCAAGCAUCUCUACUCUCUUCGUGGAGAGCACAUACUCACACCCCCUUUUUGGUUUUUGUUUCGGGACCACCAUGGUGGCUUUUCCAGCCCCAUGUGGCCAUUCCAUGGCCACUCAGUCAGGCGCAGGUCGGUGUCACCCCCAGAGUCAGGCUGGCCUUAGGGCCCUGGCCCCAUCCCAGGAAAGACAAGGUUGCCCCAGGGGAGGUGGUGCCCAUCCCUGUCACAGUAUACCUGGCUCAGGGUCUGGCAACCAGAGCUCCAGAGAUGGUGUCUAAGUGAGAUGGGAUGGCAGCAUGGACAGAAGGAAGGACAGACACAAAACCCAUCACUAUUGGUCCUGAGUGGCUGCUGCUCUUGUU
Manis javanica (Malayan pangolin) is the source of this 2823-nucleotide messenger RNA. The record is from RefSeq and is a predicted model, not a curated record. Lineage: Eukaryota; Metazoa; Chordata; Mammalia; Pholidota; Manidae.